Molecule: messenger RNA, 1205 nt
Organism: Colletotrichum acutatum
Lineage: Eukaryota; Fungi; Ascomycota; Sordariomycetes; Glomerellales; Glomerellaceae
Exons: 1
Coding region: 223-933 (236 amino acids)
Source: RefSeq, a predicted model, not a curated record
CAGCUCAAAGUCAACUUCAAACGUGCUUGCUCCGUGCCACCACCAGCAACGGCAGCAACAGCAACCAUCACCCUCACCAUCACCCUCACCAUCACCAUCAUUACCACCACCACCACGACAACGUCUGCCCACCAACAAUGUCAACGAUGUUGAAGACGUCCCAGCUUCAUCAUGGCGCACUCAUAUACCCUCCUUAAUUGUUGAAUACGGGCACGCCUACCUAUGACCUCUUCCCCCCUUUUCGAGAUGCGUCUCUGGUCUGGUAAUAUCCGCGUGAUCUGGUCUCUGUCUCUCCUUUGCAUCCUAGGCACAAGAAGGUUUCUGUGCGGCAUCGUGUCGUCCAUUUUGGAGACGCGAUGCCUGUCGCGUGGACAUUCUCCAUGUUCGGCUCGUGCUCACAGUCACUGCUGCUGCUCAGCAACUGCGAUUGACUCCUCUCACUCGACCAUGUCCAAAACAUCUGAAUCCACUCGCUAUCCUAGGCAGACAGCCCGAAGAUUCCAUUUCUUCGAUGGAUCGCCUCAGGAUAUCAACAAAUGGACUGGCCUGGAAACUGGAAAUGGAACUGGAACUGGAGCUGCGACUGGAACUUCUUCGUCUGACCCCCUCAUCCACAUGGUCCCGAGGCUCCCUCCUCUCGGCAACCCUCCGCUCCUGAAUCCCCUGCAGCCCUCCCGGAACGCAGCCAGACAGAUUGUACUCCGUAGACAGACAGAAGACAUAUGGAGAGACGAACAAACUGUCAUCCACUCGCCGCAACCUUUCACGCAUUUUCUCCGAUCUCCAGCCGUGUGUGCUCUGCAUGCUGCAGCUAGCCAAGCUACCUUAGCUCAAGCUCAGCUAGCUAAAUCAAGCUGCGAUCGAAGGCAAUCUCUCCUCCUCCUCAGCCGCCGCUGCCUCCGUCACCGAGCCAUCAGCCUAUCUGAAAACUGACAUUUCUGUACGCAUCGACCCAGGAGCACGUACCUCCAUCUGUGCUACUUUAUGCCUGCCGCUCCUGUUCUCGCCAUUGGCACAACGGCCGAACAAGAAAAAAGAAGCCCGAGAGCGGAUCUGCUGGAAAGGAUAGGAUGCCAGGUUCAUCAUGUGGGGAACCAGGGAUUUGACAAAACAGUAACAGGCAUGAUCCCUGCACCGCACUCGCUGCCAAAACAAGAGCCCGACGUCAGGAUUCUCUUGCUUCUCCUGCCAAACACUCUCGUUCA